Argiope bruennichi is the source of this 1839-nucleotide messenger RNA. RefSeq names its product cysteine protease ATG4B-like. Gene Ontology annotation, molecular function: protein-phosphatidylethanolamide deconjugating activity. The coding region runs from base 244 to 1551 and encodes 435 amino acids. The transcript is spliced from 14 exons. NCBI's taxonomy places the organism in Eukaryota, Metazoa, Arthropoda, Arachnida, Araneae, Araneidae. The record is from RefSeq and is a predicted model, not a curated record.
UUUUGUUUCUCAAUUAUAAGAAAAAUCAUUCAAGAAAUUAUAUUAUUAAAUUUAAGUGAAUGACAUAAAAUUGUCCAUAAAGAUACAACCAAGUGAUUAUGUAUAGGUAUUCAUAAUUGCCUAGUGUCCAAUUCAGAAAAACCUCUUAAAUAUUUUUAUAUUACUUUGUUGAAAUAUCAAAGAAAAAAUAGUUGUUCAAAACUGAAUUCUGGUCCUUAUUUAGAGAGGAAUUUGGACAUAUGGAUGCUAUUUAAAGAGAGAAAAGAUUUUUAUGGGGGAAAACACAUUAUCUCUCACAUGGAAUUGUAUAACUUUUUCUCUGGUGCAAAUGGUCAAUCAGCUAGUAUAAUUGCUAAGAAAGAAUUCAGUGAUUUCCCUCCUACUUUUGACAACAUAUGGAUUUUAGGUAAAGAAUAUCACGCUUUGCAUGAUUUAGAAGAUUUAAGGACAGUUGUGAGAAGCAAAAUAUGGUUUUCAUACAGAAGUGGCUUUCCACCUAUUGGUGGCACUGGUCCUAAAACAGAUAAAUAUUGGGGGUGUAUGUUACGAUGUGGCCAAAUGGUGAUGGCUGAGGCUUUGAUAUGCAGGCACUUAGGAAGAGGUUGGACAUGGAAUCCCAUUGAUCCAGUUUAUAUGGACAUUUUGAAAAUGUUUCAAGAUAAGAAAGAUUCUCCAUAUUCGAUUCAUCAAAUUGCACAGAUGGGUGUCUCAGAAGGCAAAGCAAUUGGUCAAUGGUUUGGACCUAAUACAGUUGCUCAGGUUUUGAGAAAACUGUCUGUGUAUGAUAAGUGGAGUUCCUUGGCUGUUCAUGUUGCUGCUAAUAGCACUGUAAUUCAAUCUGAUAUUAGAACUCUAUGUCACUAUCAGCCAUCAUCUCCAACGCCUAGUCCUUACCUUAAAUCCUAUAAUACAAUUUGGUAUACAGAUUGUGUCGAUCAAUCAUGUCCUCGAUGGCAAGCUGCAUCAUUAACAAAUACAGACUCUGUUUCAUGGAGACCCAUGUUAUUAUUUAUUCCACUCAGGUUGGGGUUGUCUACUUUCAAUCCUAUUUAUAGUAAAUGCAUUAAGAAUACUUUCACUAUGAAACAAAGUCUUGGGAUUCUUGGUGGAAGGCCUAGGCAUGCUGUAUGGUUCAUUGGAUAUACAGGGAACGAGCUCAUAUGUUUAGAUCCACAUGUUACACAGCCUACAGUAGAUCUGGAAGACAAAUUUGAUGAUAGCUCAUACCAUUUACCAUUGGGAGGUAGCAAACGCAUGCACAUUUCCGAUAUAGAUCCUUCAGUAGCCUUAUGUUUUUACUUUGAUACAGAAGAGGAUUUUGAUGACUGGUGCCAAGAAGUGAAUAAGCUGAUAGUGCCUGAGAAGCAACCGCUCUUUGAACUUAUAGAUGAUCGGCCAAGACAUUGGCCUCCUUUGGAAUUGAGGCCAGAUUUGAAUUGCAGCAAUUGCAGCUUAGAAUACUACUUUGUGGAACAAGAAAGUAAUGCUGAUAUUUCUGAUGAAGAUUUUGAAAGUGUAGAAUCCAUGGUGUGCCUCCCAAAGAAUAAAUGAAAAAAAUAUAUUAAAAUUUUCUUUGGUUGUACUGAAACUCAACAUGAAGCUUGGCAUAAGCUUAACCUGUACUAAUUCUGUUGAUUAAUUUAUAUUAUUUUGUUACUUUCAAAUAAUGAAAACUCUUUCAAAUUUUAUUUAAAUGUUGCUUAUUUGAAAGAGAGCAUAAUCAAUAGUCUGCCUUAUUAUUGUUUUUUUUUUUAAUGAAGAGGUGAGUGAUUUGUGAAAAGCAGUAUUCUUGUAAUUUAUUUUUAUACCAAAUGCUUAUAAAUUAAGUUGUGGUCCUGU